Messenger RNA from Stegastes partitus (bicolor damselfish), 3974 nucleotides. It is a transcript of the gene tfap4, whose product is annotated as transcription factor AP-4 (activating enhancer binding protein 4). The transcript has 7 exons. Bases 203 to 1204 code for a protein of 333 amino acids. The record is from RefSeq and is a predicted model, not a curated record. Lineage: Eukaryota; Metazoa; Chordata; Actinopteri; Pomacentridae. Gene Ontology annotation, molecular function: DNA-binding transcription factor activity, RNA polymerase II-specific; protein dimerization activity; RNA polymerase II cis-regulatory region sequence-specific DNA binding. Gene Ontology annotation, cellular component: nucleus. Gene Ontology annotation, biological process: regulation of transcription by RNA polymerase II.
GAGCGCCACACAACGAGGGAACCCCAUCAGCUGGAAGUCGAGUAACAUUACAACUCCGAGCCGCCUCAAAGUGCCACAUUAGCGGACCAGGAUUCAUGUCUCCUCGGAGGGUCUAGCUGCGCUCGGAUCAGCCUCCUUUUAUUCCACGGAGACUGUUUGCUGUGUUUUCUUCUGGGGGGUGGGGGGGACCAAACUGGCGAGCAUGGAGUAUUUCAUGGUACCAGCUCAGAAGGUGCCCUCCCUGCAACACUUCAGGAAGACGGAGAAGGAGGUGAUUGGAGGUCUCUGCAGUCUGGCCAACAUUCCUCUGACCCCAGAAACAGCCCGGGACCAAGAGAGGAGAAUUCGCAGAGAGAUCGCCAACAGCAACGAGCGUCGGCGUAUGCAGAGCAUCAACGCUGGAUUUCAGUCACUUAAAACACUCAUCCCACACAGCGAUGGAGAGAAGCUCAGCAAGGCUGCCAUCCUGCAACAGACAGCAGAGUACAUCUUUACUCUGGAGCAGGAGAAGACGCGACUAUUGCAGCAGAACAGUCAGCUCAAACGAAUCAUACAGGAGUUAAGUGGUUCCUCUCCCAAGAGGAGGCGUGCAGAGGAGAAAGAUGAGGGGAUUGGCUCACCAGACAUCCUGGAGGAGGAGAAGACUGAGGACCUGAGGAGGGAGAUGAUCGAGCUGAGGCAGCAGCUGGACAAAGAGCGCUCCGUCAGGAUGAUCCUGGAAGAGCAGAUGCGUUCCUUUGAUGCACAGUUGUACCCAGAGAAACUUAAAGCGAUCGCCCAGCAGUUCCAGGAGCAGCAGGUCCAAACACAGAGCCUGGUCCGUAUGCAGCAGCAAAAACAGUUGGAGAGGGACCUCACUCCAGCCCACAGCCCACAGGCGGUGGCCCCAGCUACUCCCCCGGCACCAACACACCACGCCACCGUCAUCGUCCCCGCACCUGUCCAGACUCCCCUGCCCCAUCACGUUACCGUGGUAACCAUGGGCCCAGCAUCCGUUAUCAAUACAGUGUCCACGUCUCGACAGAACCUGGACACCAUCGUUCAAGCAAUCCAGCACAUCGAGGGCACCCAGGGGAAGAGCUGUGUUGGUGAGGAGGAGCAGCGGAGGGCGGUCAUCGUCAGCUCGGGGCGCGUCCUCUCCGACGCGGCGGGCUCAGACACAGCCUCCAACAGCGACGGGCCCGAUGACUGUUCUUUGCCUUGAGUUCAUCACCCCUGACGCUCUGCACACCUACACACCUACACACAUGCACACAAACACACAGAAGACCCGAGCAGACCAGGGCUGCGGGAGGCGACAAACUCACAGCACUCUUGUUCAGUGGACAUUAACAGGGCUGGUAGUCAGAUUGAAGCACUCGUUUUUAGUUUUUUCUUUUCGACGCGCACCACGUUGUACCGUGAUAGGCAGCCCAAAUAGGUUUACACUUAGACGCUCGUACAUGCAGACGUUUUCUCUCUGCUCAUCUCUUGACUCUCUCAUUCACUCACAAACAUACAAACUCAUGUCUCGUCAUUAAUCUAUAGAGAGAUUAUUAGAGCGACUACUUCACUUACUGAUCUGUAAAUGCUCCGUCAUACUGGAUAUUAGAAUGUCUGCUAAACAUCUCCAUUAACUACCAGGACUGUUAUCUUAGCGCGGCCCUGAAGCCAUGUGACUGAUCUGUGAAACAGGAGACAAAGUCGAUGAAGAGCCCAGCGGUGUGGCGUCGCCAUCCAGCACCAGACGAACAUCCUUUACAGCUCCCCUCGCUCCCUGACCCAUCCGAGCUGUUUGGAGAGACACUGUGAGCCAAUGCGACUGUCCUAAAGCUCCACCAUCUUAGGCUUCGUGUUCAAAAAACAUGUUAUUUACUUUUGUCAAGUCUACGUCUUCAUGUUUGGUUUUCUCCAAAAGCUCCGCGUUGAUGAGAAUUUAAAAGCUGUUCAUGUGGCUGAAAGGUGCUCACAGCUGAAGAAGCGAAGCUCGAGAAGAGAGAGUGCACUUACUGGUUCACAACGCUAUCUUUUUUUCUUUUUGUUUGUUUUAUUUGUCUGUUGCCAUUUUUGCUGGGCUGGGUUCCCAGUAAUCCCACAUGUGUAUUUGGCCUGUUCUUGUUACUGGUGGCCUGACUGAAAAAGAUCACGGUUAUUUGUUGACACCCUCCCCUCUUGAGUGUAGAAGCACCCGGCUUGUUGAAUAAGCUAAUCUGUGGGCCCUAUUGAGUAAUUUUCACUGCUGUGUGUCUUUUAGUGUUCUGGAUCUACAGGCCUGAGUGGUGUCUUGGACUCUGGCAGUCUGCAACAGCGCCACUUUUGCCCUUAAAUUGAAAAUUCGCACAUACAAAUACAACUGACAUACAAUCACUUGUUUGCUCAAGCUUAAUAACUUGUCUUAUUUAGUCCCUAUCAGUGUAGUUUUUUUUUUUUCUAUCGAAGCUGAGUUUGCUGAGGACAUGAAGAAAAUGCCCAGUGAAAUUAUCUGAAUGUGCCACGGAGCUGACUGGGUAGACCACACAUGCUCUAUGCAUUUCCUCCUAAUGAACUUGUGUCCGUUUGUGCAUCUAGCGUACUGUGCUUUUGACAUAUUUCCUCUUACAUCCUACUUUUAAACGCCUGGAGCGCUCGGUCGACGGACAGAUUGACUUUAAGACAUGUAGCGGAGCAAGGCAGCAGCUUGCCUUACUGCCAGCCUUAACGCAGCCCUGGGGUUGGAUAGAAGUACCUGAACACUUUAUCUGGGCCGGUUGGUGGCCGCUGGAAUCCCUCUGGUUUCCACCUCGCCUUUCCAAUCGGGCCUGUACGCAACCGGGGGGUGUUGUUUCCAGUUAUUUUGUCAAAUUCACUUCCCUUUGUCUUGUGACGUUUGCCUCCAGAAAGAACAGGUUUCUAGUGUCCUGAUAACUGUUUCUCCAGAGGGUUCAGAAUGUGUCUGAAUUCUGACUUCUGGCUGAAUUUACAUGUAGAUCUGAAUCUGUUUUUGGCUCCUUGCUGAGUGCUGUCAAAGCCAGAUGUGUGGAGAAAAAUUCCACGAUGAAAUGUUGACAUUCCAUAAAAUUUCACUGAUUUUUUUUUUCCCUCCCAGUUUUACUUUUCAAAAGUUAACCUGCUGUAUUUAGAGACUAGCUACAUUUAGGGCUUUUGACACAUCACUGCUAUUUUGAAGUAGCACUUAGAAACCAACUCAUCCCCGUGCAUCAGUGCUCAGAAGGAACUUUGAACUGCUGGGCAGAUAAUGUGUUCAACCGAACGCAACUCAUGAUUUAUGUCAUGGAAUUUCCCUUUAAAAAAAUAAAUAUUGAUGUCAGCUGCACUGAAAUGAAUGAAACUAAAUCAUGGGACGUUUUCCCAGUACUUUAUAGGAAGGGGAUUCCUGGAUGUGGAAAGUGUUUGCAUGCUCUGCUUUUUGAGGAGCUAUGGUGUUUUCCUCCGAGUAUCUGCAUUUGAUAGGUUUUCUGCUGAACUGGUUUAUUUCCACCUGUCUUUUGCACCCUGUUUUGUGUGUCAGGACACAUUUUGUGGACAUAUCAGAUUGUUAAUUGAGUGGGGGUGGGCCUGGGGUCAAGAUUACAAAGCACUUACUGUACUAUACUGGAGUUUGCCUCUGUCUUUUGUAUGAAGGGGCAUCUCCUCAGCUGAAGCUCUUGAGGUUAUUAGUAAAACCGCACAGCUGUGUUUUCCCAUUUCCCUCCAUGUCCAGUCCUCCUACAUCCUGUCCUGUUUGCCUUUUACUUUUUUUUGUUGUUGUUCUUUUGCAAUCUUGUAUGCUGUCUUUGUGUAUCUACCGUCAGUAUCUCUUGUCUCUCUUCACAUUUUUUUUAAAAAGCAUCCUUUUGUUUGUUCUCUCUGCUAUUUUUUGUUAGACCUGUCAGUGCAUAUGGUCAUCAAGAAGCUAUUUUUUUUCCCUUUUUUUUUUAAAGAGAAAUGUUUUGGGGAUAAAGAGGCUCGUGCCUUUGUAAAGACAGAAUAAUAAAGUUUGUACUUUGUUUUUUAAA